CUGCUGUCAAGUGAAACGGGUCGUUGUUUGGCAGUGGGUAUUGUCGUGUUUGUCGCUGUAAAUGUCUUAAUUUCCGUCAUAAAAUGAUAUCAUUUGUGGGAAUCGAUAAAUCUGCAAGUAAUUGAAUUUUUGCAAUGAAUUUAGCUUGUGAUUAGAGCGGUCUUGUGGGUGAAAAGGCUCUGUAAAUACGCGCGGGUACGUGUACUGUUGCGAUUGUCGGGUCGGCGGUGCGGACGUGAACGAGACAUUUGUGCGGCUAAGACAACGGAUAGUGAGUAAUAGGUGCAAGAAGUGACACGAAUUUUCCUCGAUGCAAACACCGAGCCGCAUACGCAAGUGGCGACUAAGUAUUGUGAAGUUUCUGUGAUUUGGAGGAUACGCGGAUAGGCUUGGUCCUGGCUGGCGUUUGCUGCAUGAAUGAAUGAACGUUAGCGGCCGAUCGACGCGAAAAUGGAUAAUUUAACCAGGAACGUUUCAGCUGUAGUGGAUUACGAUUAUAGUGCCAACGAGCCAGAUGAACUUGAUUUAGUCAAAGGUGCCAUAAUACAUAAUAUAAAAAUUCAGCCAGGAGGAUGGUGGGAAGGCACAUUGGCAUCAAACGGUAGAACUGGCAUGUUUCCUGAUAACUUUGUGCAUAUUAUAGACCCGGAUGAGAAAAGUCCCGUGGUGUUAAGAGACAAAUCAGCAACAGCGCAUCGAAGGUGUAAGGUUAUCUAUAGUUAUACGCAACAAAAUGAAGAUGAAUUAUCCCUUGCCGUUGGAAAUAUCAUUGAAGUGUUGGGAGAGGUGGAAGAAGGGUGGUGGCGAGGUAAACUUGGCGAAAAAGUCGGUGUAUUCCCAUCCAACUUCGUAGAAGCACUACCCGCGUCGCCUGUCCUAGCUAAUAAGAGACCAAAUUCAACGAAAAAAGAGAAUCGAAGUUUACAUAGCUCACGUGAAGAUCUGCUUAGCACAUCACCGUCUUUGAAUAUAAUUGAUAAUAAGGAUGCACCAGUCUUACCACCAAAACCCGUUAGAGAAUAUUGUCGCGUCUUAUAUCCUUACGAGCCACAAAAUGAGGAUGAAUUGGAGUUGCAAGUUGGCGAUGUUAUCACAGUUGUUAGCAAAGAAUUGCCUGAUAAAGGAUGGUGGCGAGGUGAAAUACGUGGAAAAAUUGGCGUUUUCCCGGAUAACUUCGUGAAGUUAAUUCCUCCCGAAGUUUCUCCAUCUAAGGAACCUCACAUUACGGAUAAGCCACCAGCUGCCGCAACUGCUAAAGUAUUCGUGAAAAAAUCUGGAAGUGGAUCCUCUUCACAAGGCUCUACACGAAAAGACAGUUUUGGUUCGCGAGAUUCCCUGAAUGAUAUAUUAAACGAAACAGGGAUUGUUUCGGGUAACGUUGCAGCUCAACGAAAGUCUUUAGAAAACAAGAACCUCGAUCUUACAAGUGGCAUGGCUGGCGGCGACGGAAAACUCCGAAGAAGUAUAGAAACAAAGCCAACAGAAAUCAGAAAAAGUUUAGAUAUCCCAGACGACAAGAAGACUCCUCCGCCUGUUUUAUCGAAAAAACCUGUGGUGCCAGUUAAAAAGUCGACGUCGGUGACCAGCGUAGCGGGAAGUUUGCUAUCAGGUUUGAAGCAGAAAGUGAAAAGUGUCGAACAUAAGGUGACUGCGCACGAUAGUUUGGAUGGAAUCGGAAGCAGCAAAUCUACUUCGCAAAUUGCAGAUAAUAAUGAAAGGGGUAUUAUAGGCGAGAAAUUGAAAAAGGGAGAUUUAGACUUUGAUCAUGUCGAGCGAGACUCUCUGCUGACAGAUAUGCGUGCAAAUCGAGUAAAGGCGCCAAGGCGAAGACCUCCUUCGGCUGCGAUCAAUGCAAUCGGAGAGAGUAACAACAACGAUUCAACUUACUUAAAUGGAAGCGGUACUUAUUCAGAUGUUAUGCAAUCGGAGUCCAGGGCUGAUUCGUUAGAAGAAGAACUGGUUAAACCAAAACCCCGGGAAUGGGGCAAAAUGAAGGCGCCUUGGAUGGAAGAGUUGAAAGCAAGUCAAGCCAAAAAGACUUCCCCGAGUGUUGAGCCUCGAGCCGGGGAUCGGUUAUCGAAGAUGGACGCGGACAGUUUGACCAAAACAUCUUCCGAGAAGUCGGAAAUGACGCGAUCUAUAACGAAUAGUUACUCUUCUUCCUCUUCAUCAGUAACGGCAACUCAACGUAAAGUAGAAAACGCGUCAUCACUGCUAUCCUCCAUGUUGUCGUCCUCGACGGAAAUGAAAUCAACAGCCAUUGAAACAAAUUCCAAGCGCGAACUGAACGACACUUCGAAACCCAUGUCGUCGUCCCUAAUAGCAACCACCAAAUCGCCUAAUGCGGCAAUUGAGAGCUCAACAGCGACCACUGCCCCAUCUGCAGGAAGUUUGUUGGAUGACAUGAAGUCACGACCAACUAGCCUUUCGAUUCUAAAUCGGAGCGUCUCUCCAAUCAGUAGUCGAACUGCAACAACUGCAACUACGAUAAGCGGCAAAACAAUGACAACAUCGACAGCAACAAUAUAUUCGAGUGUUACAACUGCUACUACAGAUAAUUCUGUAAAGCCACCGAAUAGUAUUGCUCCAGUUAAUGAGGAAAAUGUCUGCGAACGCGUCAUGGAACUGGAUGAACGCAUCCAGAAACUAGAAUCAAUUGUUCAAGCACAGAAUAAGAUAAUUGAUGAGCUAGUGCGUUCCCUCAAGGAGGAAACGGAUAAAGUGAAAGGCCUAAAAACUGAACUUGAUAAGUAUGCGCAGUGCGUAACGCAAGUUUGAAAUUGCGUCAUUAUGUGUUUUUUAUUACUAUUAUAAAUAUAUUUUUUACAAUAUUGUUAGUAUUAAAUACAAAUAAAAGAGAAAGAAAUGAAGCAAAGAAAACAUAUAAUUUUUAAAAGAUACCAACACUAAACAUAAAAAGAAAUCAUUCCGUAACUAUCGCUAUUAUUAUGGAUAUUUUAUAGUAAAAUAGACAGCAAGAGUGAAAUUAUCAAGCGAAUGAUGUUUUGUAACUACCAUAAAAUGUGUGGCAAUGCCAGCUGAAAGAUAAGGUGGAAGAGAUAUCCAUUGUUUGUAAAUAAAACUAAACACUUAAUUGCAGUAUUGUAAAAUA
Messenger RNA from Hermetia illucens (black soldier fly), 3112 nucleotides. It is a transcript of the gene cindr, whose product is annotated as SH3 domain-containing kinase-binding protein 1. The transcript is spliced from 5 exons. Lineage: Eukaryota; Metazoa; Arthropoda; Insecta; Diptera; Stratiomyidae. The record is from RefSeq and is a predicted model, not a curated record. Bases 451 to 2778 code for a protein of 775 amino acids. Gene Ontology annotation, molecular function: protein binding.